AAUGAUAUCCUGGUCACUGCUUUGGAGGCCCUUAAUAAACUGCUCUGGGAUUUUGCAGUGCCUUUAGCUAAAAGGAGAGGCGGUGAGGCUGCUGCCAUCUUUAUAAAGCCCUGCUGGAGGCGUUACUUGGCUAGAACUGCCUACCUGUGCCACUACCGACGCAAACGGGCGGUUCAGAUUAUCUCAUUGUCAUGGCUGAUGCACGCUCAAAGAUGCCAAGUGAAGAGAGCCCUCCAGGCCAUGCGCUUCAGUCAGCUGGAGAAUUAUUGCAGAAGAGCAAAGCAUCUGGCAGCGAACUGGAAACACAUCCGGUCGUCCAAGAGGACUAUUAUCCACAUCCCUUCAUUAGGGUACCCAGAGAAACAGAGACAAAGCACAAAAAGAUUUGACGUCCUCCAAAAUAGCCAAAUUAGCAGGCUGUGUGAUCUUAGAGAUGAAAAUCUGGAAGCGUUCUACAUAUGUCCCAUUCAUUUAGGAGAAGACAUCUUGGAGUAUUAUUCAAGUGUUCUGAAAUGCAACAUUGCUAAUACCGUGACCAGCCAGGCCUUAUCCCAUAACAGGUUUAUUAUUCUAAUACCCGAGGCUGUGGAUCUGUUCUAUACCCACAACAUGUGUCUGUUUAUGCUGCUAAAGUACAGUCUAUGCACCCUGAAGCGUAUCAAACACCUAAUUUGGGGGGAGCAGACCUACAUAGUGGGUUUAGUCGGACAUGUAGAUAACCUGUCUGUUGCUGAUGAGCUGGAUGUGUCGAUUUUGGGUCCAGAACCAGCUAUAUCACAAUUCCACAGCACCAAAUCUGGAGGAAGAGGGAUAUUAUCUGUGACAGGGGUUGAUGUAUCCCCUGGACAGCGAGAUUUAUACUCACUUAACCUGCUUCAUGAAACAUUAACUGAACUUAUGAGUCUAAAUAUCAAUAUGAAGCACUGGUUCUUUAAGAUCAAUGAGUCAGUUCUGCCCAUAUAUUUAAAUAAGAUCCCAGAAUCGCUGGCCCAUUAUGCCAAACAGGCUAAAACUUCCAGUUUCCUCAUGAGGUUAAGCCCCCUGCAUACCUUCCUCAGAAGGAGUGGUGGAGGCAAACCCCCUUCAGAGAGUGUCGCCCAUCUAAUAGUUGAUAUGCUUCUGGAGCGGGGUGAGGUAACCAUGCUGUCCUGUGGAAACCAGCUCCACGGCUCCUGUCAUCUGGACGAUGUGGGAUCUGCCGUUCCUCAGACCUCUGUACACCCAGAGAUCUUGCAAGCCAUUUGCAUGUGUGUGGCUCAGGCUUGCCAGCAGCACUUUAUCAUGGGUUAUAUAUCCAUUGCUCUAGUUACCUUUGAAGACCAUAGCACCAUGAAGCAUAAGGUAUGGGCUUUUGAUCUGGACAUUGCAUACAGUGAUCAGGUUGCCAUGACCCAGAUGUUAGUAUUGGUGACUGGAGGAAUGUUAAAUUGGCACACAUGCUGUUUAGAAGUGCCAGUGGCCGUAAAAGGGAAAUGCUCUGAACACCAGGCUGUAGCACAGCAAAAGCAAGGAACUGUUUUUGCUCUUUAUGACAGCAGUGAGCGAUGCACCAUUGGAAUGAUAGCAGUCUCUGAGGAUCUCCAGGGAGCUCUGGUGACCUUUGCUCGCAAUUUGUCAGUCAUUCAUCAGGAAAUAUCAUCCCCUAUAAAGCAAGGAGAAACCAAUUUCAAGGAGCUGAUCAGAAAUAUAGAGGAAUUUCUACAGAUGAUAACAAAGAACAGAAACCAACAGAAGGAUAAGCCUGCUGUUUAG
Molecule: messenger RNA, 1752 nt
Organism: Cyprinodon variegatus (sheepshead minnow)
Lineage: Eukaryota; Metazoa; Chordata; Actinopteri; Cyprinodontiformes; Cyprinodontidae
Gene: iqch
Product: IQ motif containing H
Molecular function (GO): protein binding
Source: RefSeq, a predicted model, not a curated record